Betta splendens (Siamese fighting fish) is the source of this 1460-nucleotide messenger RNA. Its product is annotated as olfactory receptor 51F2-like. Gene Ontology annotation, molecular function: G protein-coupled receptor activity; olfactory receptor activity. Lineage: Eukaryota; Metazoa; Chordata; Actinopteri; Anabantiformes; Osphronemidae. The transcript has a single exon. Gene Ontology annotation, biological process: G protein-coupled receptor signaling pathway. The record is from RefSeq and is a predicted model, not a curated record. Bases 306 to 1277 code for a protein of 323 amino acids. Gene Ontology annotation, cellular component: membrane.
ACCAACUACAAAUGUUUCUUUUCUGUAGAACAAAGAAUAACCACAUCACACCAGGUCUGGUUCUCUGGCUUCCUUUGGUCUUGAUGUUGCUAAGACGCCCACUGUAAUGAGACACUGAUGUAAAUCCAACUAAUUCACAUCACGUGACACAGUGAACAGCAUUUCUGCCUCCAUACGAUCAAAGACAAACAAUAUAAAUGUCAGGUCUCAGUCAGCAAACCUCAGUUUAGGGAGCUGUCAACAGGUUUCAGUUUGCUGUGUCAUCCUUAAUAUUUGUUGUUAUUUCUAGGGAAACAGUUAUUGUGAUGAGCCAAGCAGAGAGAUCAGCCUCCAUAAUUAAUACUACGUUUGUUCGUCCUGCAGCUUUUUACAUCAAUGGCUUCACCAACAUCCCUCAUGCUCAGUAUUACUACGUGUUCCUGUGCUUCGUCUACAUCAUGACUGUUGUUGGGAACGGUUUUCUGAUGUCUGUGAUUUACCUGGUGAAGACUCUUCAUUCUGCUAAAUACAUGAUUGUGUUCAGCCUGGCUUUAACUGAUCUGUGUGGCAGCACUGCUCUCAUCCCUAAAGUCCUGGACACGUUCUUGUUUGACAGGAGAUACAUUGUCUAUGAGGCUUGUUUGAGUUACAUGUUCUUUGUUUACUUCUUUGCAAGUGUGCAGUCAUUGACUCUUCUUAUUAUGGCUUUUGACAGGUUUGUAGCCAUUUGCUUCCCUUUAAAUUACCAUCGUAUUGUGACUAAACCAGCUGUUGCUGUGAUGCUGCUGUUGACAUGGGCAGCUGUAUUAAGCUUGGUAGCGUGCAUGGCUGGACUACUGGACCGUCUGUCCUUCUGUGGGUCUUUGGUGAUACAAAGCUUUUAUUGUGACCAUGGACCAAUAUAUCGUCUGGGUUGUAAUGAUUUUUCUCACAAUUACAAUGCUGCAUAUGUUUUCUUAAUCACAGUCAUAUUUUUGCCUGUGACACUAAUAUCACUGACCUACGUGUGUAUUGCUGUUGCUCUGAGCAGGAUCGCAUCUGGAGUGGAACGACUCAAAGCUCUGAAAACUUGUACAUCUCAUAUUAUUCUUGUUGGUAUUUUUUUUUUACCACUCAUGGCCACAAACUUGGCUGUUAUGACGUCCUAUCUUCACCCCAACACCAGGAUCAUCAACUCCACUUUGACACACACUGUACCAGCUCUGCUCAACCCCAUCAUCUACUCUUUAAAGACUGAAGAAGUGAUGAGGUCUAUUAAGAAACUUUGGAAAAACCUCAGACCCAAUAAUACGAAUUAAACUAAAAUAUUAACUCAAUAACGGCUGUGACACAUAUGUCUACAGCAUGUUCUAUAAAUGUCACCCAAUAGAAAACUUAUUAUUCAUAAGAAAUAGGUCUAUUGUGUGAUGCCUUGAAAUGUUGUAAAUUGUACUGUUUUAUUAUCCACUUAAUAAACUAAAUUUGCAGAAUUAAAGAUGUGU